AUGGCUUCAAUCCCCGCAGGCGAAAACUGGACCGACGGGACGGCGGGAGUGGGAACCCAUACAGGGAAUCUGAGCGCCGCGCUAGGGGUCACUGAGUGGCUCGCGCUCCAGGCUGGCAACUUCUCAUCGGCGCUGGGGUUGACAGCGACAUCCCAGGCACCUUCCCAGGUCCGGGCCAACCUCACGAACCAGUUCGUACAGCCGUCCUGGCGGAUCGCGCUCUGGUCUCUAGCCUAUGGCUUAGUGGUGGCCGUGGCAGUCUUCGGAAACCUCAUCGUUAUCUGGAUCAUCCUGGCCCACAAGCGCAUGAGGACAGUCACCAACUAUUUUCUGGUAAACCUGGCUUUCUCCGACGCCUCCGUGGCUGCCUUCAACACCUUGGUCAAUUUCAUCUAUGGUCUUCACAGCGAGUGGUACUUUGGCGCCAACUACUGCCGCUUCCAGAACUUCUUUCCCAUCACAGCAGUGUUUGCCAGCAUCUACUCUAUGACAGCCAUUGCGGUGGACAGGUAUGUGGCCAUUAUUGAUCCUCUGAAACCCAGACUGUCGGCCACGGCCACUAAGAUCGUCAUUGGAAGUAUUUGGAUUUUGGCAUUUCUACUUGCCUUCCCUCAAUGUCUUUAUUCCAAAAUAAAGGUCAUGCCAGGCCGUACUCUUUGCUAUGUGCAGUGGCCAGAUGGUCCCAAGCAACAUUUCACGUACCACAUCAUUGUUAUCAUCCUGGUAUACUGUUUCCCACUGCUCAUCAUGGGUGUCACCUACACCAUCGUUGGAAUUACUCUCUGGGGAGGAGAGAUCCCGGGAGACACCUGUGACAAGUACCACGAGCAGCUGAAGGCUAAACGAAAGGUUGUAAAAAUGAUGAUUAUUGUGGUGGUGACGUUUGCCAUCUGCUGGUUGCCCUACCACGUGUACUUCAUUCUCACGGCCAUCUACCAACAGUUAAACAGGUGGAAAUACAUCCAGCAGGUCUACCUGGCCAGCUUCUGGCUGGCAAUGAGCUCAACCAUGUACAACCCCAUCAUCUACUGCUGUUUGAACAAAAGAUUUCGGGCAGGCUUCAAGAGAGCUUUUCGAUGGUGUCCUUUCAUCCAGGUCUCCAGCUACGAUGAGCUGGAGCUCAAGACCACCAGGUUUCAUCCCACACGGCAGAGCAGCCUGUACACCGUGAGCAGGAUGGAAUCAGUGACCGUGCUGUUUGACCCCAGUGAUGGGGACCCGGCCAAGUCCAGCCGCAAGAAGAGGGCGGUGCCCAGAGACCCCAAUGCCAAUGGCUGCUCCCACAGAGAUUCCAAAUCUGCCUCCACCACAUCAAGUUUCAUAAGCUCACCCUAUACCUCUGUGGAUGAAUAUUCCUAA
Molecule: messenger RNA, 1359 nt
Organism: Apodemus sylvaticus (European woodmouse)
Lineage: Eukaryota; Metazoa; Chordata; Mammalia; Rodentia; Muridae
Gene: Tacr3
Product: tachykinin receptor 3
Exons: 5
Coding region: 1-1359 (452 amino acids)
Biological process (GO): G protein-coupled receptor signaling pathway; positive regulation of flagellated sperm motility
Cellular component (GO): plasma membrane; sperm midpiece
Molecular function (GO): tachykinin receptor activity
Source: RefSeq, a predicted model, not a curated record